This is a messenger RNA of Anopheles funestus (African malaria mosquito), 1588 nucleotides long. Its product is annotated as mitochondrial import receptor subunit TOM40 homolog 1-like. Gene Ontology annotation, biological process: protein import into mitochondrial matrix. The record is from RefSeq and is a predicted model, not a curated record. Bases 116 to 1117 code for a protein of 333 amino acids. Lineage: Eukaryota; Metazoa; Arthropoda; Insecta; Diptera; Culicidae. Gene Ontology annotation, molecular function: transmembrane protein transporter activity. The transcript has 4 exons. Gene Ontology annotation, cellular component: mitochondrial outer membrane translocase complex; mitochondrial outer membrane.
CCACACGUAAAGUACGAAAAAACUGCUCCAAUUUCGUGAAAUCGUGCAAAAAGCUCCAGUUAGUGCCACUGUGUGUUCGACUUAGCUGCUCAAAAGACCCCGAAAGAACCGCAGCAUGGGUAACGUGUUGGCCUCCUCAAAACCGAUUGCUGGUCCCGGCGGUCUGCCGCCUCCGAUGCCUACAGAAACGCUCUCUUCGAUCGGUGAUGGAGCCGGUGCGCCGGAUAAAGCAUCAGGUGAUGCAAAACCAUUAGAAAAUCCAGGAACAAUGGAAGAACUACACAGGAAAUGCAAAGAUGUGAUGCCAACAAACUUUGAAGGAGCCAAACUGAUGAUAAACAAGGGCUUAAGCAACCACUUUCAAGUCUCACAUACGAUUAAUCUGAACUCCUCGAAUACUAGCGGUUAUCGUUUCGGUGCGAUGUACGUCGGCACCAAACAACUAUCCCCAACGGAAGCAUUUCCCGUUGUGCUCGGUGAUAUUGAUCCAUCGGGCAAUCUAAACGCAAACAUCAUUCAUCAAGUAACACCGAAUGUUCGGUGCAAAUUCGCAUCUCAGAUCCAAAGCAGCAAAGUAACGGCAGCACAACUUACGACAGAUUAUAAGGGACCGAACUAUACGACCUCGCUCACCGUCGGCAAUCCAAAUAUCAUUAACAACUCGGGUGUUAUGGUCGCACACUACCUGCAGGCCAUUACGAACCAUUUGGCAAUGGGAGGAGAGUUCGCUUACCAGUACGGGCCGGCAGUUCCCGGUGGACAAAUUGCUCUAAUGUCUGCCGCCGCCAGGUAUGCAACCGAUCUGUACACAUGGUCCGGCACGGUUGGUGCGGCAGGAGUACAUCUUUGCUAUUAUCAACGUGCCAGCGAGCAGCUACAAAUUGGAGCGGAAGUAGAAACCAACUUCCGAAUGCAGGAAUCUGUUGCCACCAUUGGCUACCAAGUGGACCUGCCAAAGUCGGACCUUGUGUUCCGGGGUAUGGUGGACAGCAAUUGGACAGUCGGAGCCGUCCUAGAGAAGAAGUUACAACCUUUACCUUUCACCUUUGCGCUCAGCGGUAUGCUGAAUCACACUAAAAAUCAAUUCCGACUCGGGUGUGGGUUGAUUGUGGGCUAGAUGCGUAGAAGCUGGUGAACCAGUAGAAGACAUUGAAGGCGAUCAAAGUAAGCAUUUCCUUUCAAAUUCCGACACAUUCUUAGAACUGGACUGGAAAAACGAAACCUGCGAGAGAAUAGCAUUAACGGUAUGCAACAACAAAGAAGAAAGUUACAGCGGAGAGCUACACCAUACGGCUGGACAGGGGACUAAAGGGUCUUACAUAGUUAGAAAGGAAGUCAUCAAUAUAGCUGCUAAGCAAAACGGGCGAACCGUUGUACACUGUGCGUUGUACAAAAUGUGGUUUACAUAGAGUUUAUAAUCACCCACUGCUUCCCUGGCCAGCACUACCCGAACAUAAUAUCUGUGCAAAGCAACCCGUGUGUUGCCCAUUUCAUUUGCGAGGAAAGUGUUGGUAGUAUUGCAUCUGUGACUGCCUGCGCCAUAGUGUAUCAUUCAAGUAAUAAAUUUUUCGUUAAUGCGAGCCACAAA